This is a messenger RNA of Trichobilharzia regenti, 1527 nucleotides long. The record is from the annotation of a GenBank genome assembly. NCBI's taxonomy places the organism in Eukaryota, Metazoa, Platyhelminthes, Trematoda, Strigeidida, Schistosomatidae.
UAUAUAUAUAUAUAUAUAUAUAUAUAUAUAUAUAUAUGGUCAUGUCUAAUUUAAAUUCUGUUAUCGAUUAGUUCAUGUAGUUAAAAUAAAAAAUAGCAUGGCUAAAUCAAUCAGUUAGCAAGUCAACCUUAUAUUGUGUAUUUAUGUAUAUGUGCAUAUAUUUAGCGUGUGUUUGCUCGCAUCAAAUAACGCGCGCGUAUCAAAUAAAUUCACUAAUAAUUUCAACUAACUUUAAAACGCACCGAAUAGAAUAACUCAUUGUCAAUUUGAAAAUACUUUUUUUGAUUCAUAUUCACAUUAUUAUUUAGGAAAUUUUGAUACAGUGAAAUUCAACAGCCAGAAAAAUAAUUAUGUCAUCUAACAGAAUUUCUACUUGUCUUCUAAUUUUUAUAUUCUAUAAUACUAUUAUUAUGCAUAGUGUUCUAUCCUUACAAUGUUUUCGAUGUAAUUCAUUUACGGAUAGUCAAUGCUCUAGUGUUACAACGUCUGGCUUACGAGCACAAGUAUGCCCACCACAUUUACAAGCAUCAUGUAAAACAAUUAUUCAGGAUGCACCAUUCGCUUCUGCUGGAACUAAUAAUUCCAAUAAGCCAACAACACGUGUCUAUCGUGAUUGUAGUGCAAUACGAACUGAAGAUAAGCAUUGUAUGGAUAGAGUUGGUACAGAGAAAGUGAAACUACGCUAUUGUAUAUGCGGUGAAGAUGCAUGUAAUCACGGAGCCUUAUCGAAUACAGCUCAAAUACAAUCUAUCCUAUUUACAACAACAAUUACCCUAUUGGCUUAUUUAUAUGCAUCAUAGUUGAAUAGCGAAAAACAAAAAAAAUUAGUCAAAUGACGAGUAGUAAACAAAAAUAUUUAUAAAAUAAAUAAAGAAGAACCAUAAGAAGAAAACAAUACAGAAAUAGAGAACGAUUAUAUCAUCUGUCUUCAGUUUUCUCUCCUCUCUUCCAGUAGAUUUCGUUAUCCUUACUAUUAUUAUUGUUAUUAUCAUUAUUAUUACUAACAUUACUAUGAAUAUUGUUAUUGUAAACUAGAUAAAUUAGUUGGUAUUCUCUUCCUUUGAAAAAAUAACAAUCAAUAAGUAAAUAACUCAAUCAAUCGAUAAGAAAAUUACAUUUUAAUCGAUAUACUACUUACAAAUUCUUGUAAGUAACCCUUCCAUUCUGAUUUCCAGUUUGUUCAAUGUACAAUACAUAUGCAUACUUCUAUAUUUCUAAAACAAAUUCUUAGUAGCUAUGAAUGAAUCCAUUUUAUGUGAUGAGUAAUAGAAAUUAAAAAAAGUUUUUUUCUAAAAUAAAUUUCAAAUUAUGAUAAAUCAUACUCUGUUUGAAUGCAUUAUUUGUAUUAUUAUUAUUAUUUUUUAUUAUUGAUUCAUUGAUUCAAGUAAACUGUGAAUACAAUCACAUUCAGUUUGAUUUGGUCUGUGUGUUUACUGUAGCGGCUAAUCUAGUUUUGUAUUAGAAAAUCGAUAGUAUUUAAGUGAAUUAUUGUUAUAUAAUGUCCAGUGACAAAUUGGUAACUGUAAG